This is a messenger RNA of Corylus avellana, 1609 nucleotides long. Its product is annotated as NAD(P)-binding Rossmann-fold superfamily protein. The record is from RefSeq and is a predicted model, not a curated record. NCBI's taxonomy places the organism in Eukaryota, Viridiplantae, Streptophyta, Magnoliopsida, Fagales, Betulaceae. Gene Ontology annotation, molecular function: UFM1 activating enzyme activity. Gene Ontology annotation, biological process: protein ufmylation. Gene Ontology annotation, cellular component: cytosol; cytoplasm.
CACAAGGGGGGAAAAACCUCAAAAUGUCUGAUGACUGAAAGAAUCUCCGUUUGCUUUCGAUUUGGCAAAAUUCCACAACAAAAAGCUUAAGCAAGGGAAGAGCGAGAGAGAGAGACAAAGUGACAGGCAAUGGAGGUAGAACUGAAAGAGUUGCUGCAUGAUCUCGAAUCUCUCAACCAAUCGCUCCACGAUCCUUCUCAUCGUGCUUCAAUCGAUAAGCUACGAUUGCGUGUAGAACAUCUCACAAGUAUGGAAAGAUCCGGACCUGCUCGGCGUUUAAAAGUCAAGGAUAUGAGCGCCGAGGUGGUAGAUAGCAAUCCCUAUAGUAGGCUAAUGGCACUUCAGAGGAUGGGAAUUGUAGAGAACUAUGAAAGAAUAAGGGACUUCUCGGUUGCCAUAGUUGGAAUAGGUGGUGUAGGAAGUGUUGCAGCUGAGAUGCUGACAAGGUGUGGUAUAGGUCGCCUUUUGUUAUAUGAUUAUGACAAAGUGGAGUUAGCAAACAUGAAUAGGUUAUUCUUUCGUCCGGAACAGGCUGGUAUGACAAAGACAGAUGCUGCUGUGCAGACCCUCUCAGAUAUAAAUCCUGAUGUUGUCCUUGAGAGCUAUACACUGAACAUUACAACAGUGCAAGGUUUUGAGACUUUUAUGUCAAGUUUGAAAAAUAAGUCAUUUCGUCCAAGUAAAGAAGGUAUUGGAGUGGACCUGGUGUUAAGCUGUGUGGAUAAUUAUGAAGCAAGGAUGGUUGUUAAUCAGGCUUGCAAUGAACUGAGUCAGACAUGGAUGGAGUCUGGUGUAUCUGAGGACGCUGUUUCAGGUCAUAUUCAGUUGUUGAUACCUGGUGAAACUGCCUGUUUUGCAUGUGCACCUCCCCUGGUAGUAGCAUCAGGAGUAGAUGAACGUACACUGAAGCGUGAAGGGGUUUGUGCUGCGUCUUUACCUACCACCAUGGGAGUUGUUGCUGGGCUUCUUGUCCAGAACACACUUAAAUUCUUGCUGAAGUUUGGAAAUGUGUCCCCGUACUUGGGAUAUAAUUCUCUUAAAGACUACUUCCCAACCAUGGAAAUGAAGCCGAACCCUCAGUGUUCAAAUGUAGCUUGUCUAGUACGACAGCAAGAGUACAUUCUUGCAAAGCCAGCUAGGGAUGCUGCACUUAAAGCAAAGAUGGAAGCUGAAUCCUUAUCAGUUGAAGAAGGCCCACUUCAUGCUGACAAUGAAUGGAGCAUCAGUGUCCUAGAUGAUAAUGAGCUGAAUAGCAUGGAUGCAACUAGUUCUGAUGCUCUUCCAGAAGGUCUUGUUCGCGAGCUCCCAAGUGCAGACGAGCCUCAGAGAAUGGUGCCUCAUGACGCACCACUUGUUUCUAUUGAUGAUCUAGACGACCUUCGGAGGCAACUUGAUGCUCUUAAUUCUACUUAACGUUCACCAACAGCUCUCCCCUCCCCAAAAAAACUAAUUCCUUAGCAAGUCAAAGGUAUUUAUUGCCUCCAUUGAUCUAACAACCCUUUGGGGGUGUCGGGGAAAUAGUACUGAUACUAUUACCAUUUGAGAUAAGUGUUGUAGGUCAUGUCCUACGCUGUGGGCUAUGUUUAAAUUUUUGUACUAGGCUUGGACU